Messenger RNA from Pneumocystis jirovecii RU7, 447 nucleotides. RefSeq lists its product as uncharacterized. The coding region runs from base 1 to 447 and encodes 148 amino acids. NCBI's taxonomy places the organism in Eukaryota, Fungi, Ascomycota, Pneumocystomycetes, Pneumocystales, Pneumocystaceae. The transcript has 8 exons. The record is from RefSeq and is a predicted model, not a curated record.
AUGAAAAUAUCUAAUAUUUUUAAUAAUAAAAAAUUAGCAAAAAAAAAUAAAAACAGAAAAAUAGAACAUAAAUACAUUCUAAAUAAACAUCGAAAAAACCUUAUUUUCAGUUUUGUAAAAAAAUACAUAAGACUUUAUAAGAAAAAUAAUGAAAAUCAGGGGAAUAUUGAAAUAACUAAUAAUACUUUGUACCAUCAAAAAGGACAACAUAAAUCAUGGGAAAAGCGUGUUAAAGAGCGUCAAGCCAUGCAAGAAAUGAAAAAGAAAGAAAAAGAAAUCAUACAAGCAAGACAGGAGAUUAUAGAGAAACGAAAAGAAAUUACAAAAAAAAGACAAGAAGCUAAAAGAGAAAAAGAACGUUUUGAAGCAAUGAAGGAAAAAAUGCAUAAAAAAAGAAUUGAGCGUUUACGAAGACGAGAAAAACGUUCUAAAAUGUCUCAAAAAUAA